AUGUUGGCUAAGCAACUCGGUAUGAUCGAUCCGGAAGAGUUCGAUUCGAAUGGUUUACCUCUUACGGCUCGGGCUGUAUUCAUCAUUGGACCGGACAAGAAACUGAAAGCAAGUAUCCUCUAUCCAGCUACUACCGGCCGCAAUUUUGAUGAAAUCCUUCGAUUGCUCGAUAGUCUUCAGCUCUCGGCUCGAUUGCCGGUUGCUACACCGGUCGAUUGGAAAGUUGGACAGAAAGUAAUGGUUCCUUCCAAUGUUAGAGAUGAAGAUAUCAAGAAACAUUUACCACAGGGUAUAGCAAUUCAAGGUGGUCUUCCAAGUGGCAAAAUUUAUAUUCGCAUGACCGAAGUCUAA
Messenger RNA from Rotaria sp. Silwood1, 351 nucleotides. Lineage: Eukaryota; Metazoa; Rotifera; Eurotatoria; Philodinida; Philodinidae. The record is from the annotation of a GenBank genome assembly.